AUGCAGCCAUUUCUGUCCACCCUGCCCCUGCUUCAGGACAGUACCAGCCCAGGGCCCAAAUCUCCUGCUGAAGAGCUGAGAGAGAAAAUGGAAUAUCCAAAGCCUCUUACCUUUCUCCAGUCCACUGGAAUGGGUACCAGUGCCGUCCAUUUGCCCCUGAAGACACCCACCUGCUGGUCUUUGACAUCUAAGAAGAGCAUCUUGGCCAGGUCAAAACCCUCAGGACAGACCCCUGAGUAUGUCAGCACAUGGAGGGCUGAGCUCAUCACGACCACGGAGCUCAUCUCCACAGAGGAGAACAUGCAGGCAGCACAGGCCACGGGGCCCCUCUCAGCGCCUCCCUACACACUACACAUCACCUGGAAGGAGCUCCUGCUCACAGCAUCAUUUUUAAUCUUGUGGAACACGCCCACCACUGCCCAAGUCAUGAUUGAAGCUCAGCCUACCAAAGUUUCUGAGGGGAAGGAUGUUCUUCUACUUGUCCGCAAUUUGCCCCAGAAAGUUGCUGCCUUUGUCUGGUACAAAGGGCAAAUAAUGGACUUCCACCAAUUCAUUACAGCAUAUACAAUAGACACUGAAAGAAUUAUAUUUGGGUAUGCAUACAGUGGAAGAGAAACACUAUAUUCCAAUGGAUCCCUGCUGAUCCGGAAUGUCACCAAGCAGGACACAGGAUCCUACACCGUAAAAAUCAUGAAUCGAAUGGAGGAGACUAAAGGAGUAACUGUACAUUUCACCUUGUACCUGGAGACUCCCAAGCCCUACAUCUCCAGCAGCAACUUAAACCCCAGGGAGGGCACGGAGACUGUGACCUUAUCCUGUGAUCCUGACACUCAGGAUGUAAGCUACCUGUGGUGGAUAAAUGGUCAGAGCCUCCCUAUCAGUCGCCCGUGGCAGCUGUGCGAAAACAACAGGAUCCUCAUGCUAUAUGGUGUCACAAAGGAUAUUGCAGGACCCUAUGAAUGUGAAAUGAAGAACCCAGUGAGUUCCAGCCGCAGCGACCCAGUCACCCUGAAUCUCCUCUGUGAGUAUCUUCUGUUCCUUUGUGAGCCAGGCUGCCAUCCCAAAUACACAUGGCCAGAGACCAGGCCUCCCAGUCCCUCUCAGGUCCAAGUACAGAGACCUUUAUCCCUGGACAUCAAAGCUGGCCAUGACUACUAAGAGUAGGCUUAGGUUUGAUCAAGAAUUGGACAGAAGAGGCUGCUUCUGUCAAGGGAGGCUCAGGGUCCACAGGUUAUGUUGGGAGAAAUAGGUGAAUGUCUCAGGCUCCAGAUCAGUGAACACAGCAGGGAUUUGGCUGGGACUUCAGUGUUGUGACUUAGCUCAGAGGGUCACUGUGGCCCUUCCACAGACCAGGAUUUUCCCUUCCCUCUGACAACAUCACCUGUGACUUUAUUCUCUUUGCUCCAGAUGGUCUGGAUGCCCCCACCAUUUCUUCUUCAUACACCUAUUAGCACACAGGGGAAGUCCUCAAGCUCUCCUGCCUCGCAGACUCUCACCCACUGGCAGAGCAUUCUUGGCUGAUUGAUGGGAAGUUCCAGCAAUCAGCACAAGUGUUUUUUAUCUCCCAAAUCACUAAAACAUAUACAGGGGUUUAUGUCUGUUUCAUCCAUAACUCAGCCACUUGUGGAACAAAUCUCAUAAUCAAGAGGAUCAUAGUCCCUGGCAAGUGGAUCCCUGGAACUUUGGCAGCAUGUUUUCCAGUGAAGUCUAUCUGGCUAUCAGGGAAGAGCCACUUGCCCUCUGCAAAGGGAGAGGGAAAAUCAAAACCCAGGACAGGGAAUAUGUUUCUGCUUCAAAACCACCAGCUUUUGCCUGUCCCCUUCACUCUUUCUAGUUCAUUCUUUAGACUAUACAGUAACAGUGAACAAUCUGAAAGGAAAUUAAGAAAAGAAUUUCCAUUCACAUUAACAUCAAAAGGAACAAAAUAUUUUGGAAUAAGUUUAACCAAAAACGUCAAAGGGUUAUACCCUGAAAACUCCAAAACAUUACUGAAAGAAACUAAAGACGACA
Macaca mulatta (Rhesus monkey) is the source of this 2010-nucleotide messenger RNA. NCBI's taxonomy places the organism in Eukaryota, Metazoa, Chordata, Mammalia, Primates, Cercopithecidae. The record is from RefSeq and is a predicted model, not a curated record.